AAUAGUGAGAAACAAGAGCGAGGAAAGUAUCUAAUGAAGACGACGAAUCGCUUCAAUGUCAUGGUUGCGGUUGCAGCAACUGUUCUUAUGGGAAUGCUUGGAUCAUCCGAUGCUCAGCUUCAAAUGAACUUCUACGCGAAAAGCUGUCCAAACGCUGAGAAAAUAAUUUCAGAUCAUAUUCAAAAGCAUAUCCAUAAUGGUCCUUCUCUUGCAGCUCCUCUCCUCAGAAUGCUCUUCCAUGAUUGCUUCGUCAGGGGAUGCGAUGGAUCAGUGUUGAUAAACUCAACAUCUGGGAACGCGGAGAGAGAUGCACCACCAAAUCUAACACUCAGGGGAUUCGGUUUCGUAGAGAGGAUCAAGACUAUUCUUGAAGCAGAAUGUCCUAAGACUGUUUCAUGCGCUGACAUCAUCGCUUUGACCGCUAGAGACUCAGUUGUUGCUACCGGAGGUCCUUGGUGGAGUGUUCCAACCGGAAGAAGAGACGGUAGGAUCUCUAAUUUGGCUGAGGCUACGAACAACAUUCCCGGACCGACGAGUAACUUCACAACGUUACAACAACGUUUCGCUAACCAAGGCCUUAAUCUCAAAGACCUUGUUCUACUCUCCGGGGCUCACACGAUCGGCGUUUCGCAUUGUUCUUCAAUGAGUGAACGUCUCUACAACUUCUCGACGACAGUCAAACAAGAUCCAUCUCUGGACAGCGAGUACGCAGCCAACAUAAAGGCCAACAAAUGCAAGAACCUCAACGACAACACCACCAUCCUCGAGAUGGAUCCCGGUAGCAGAAGAAGCUUCGAUCUCAGCUACUACAGGCUUGUCUUGAAGAGGAGAGGUCUCUUCCAGUCUGAUUCUGCUUUGACAAAGAACUCAGCGACGUUGAAGAUGGUCAACGACUUGGUCAACGGUUCUGAAGAGAAGUUCUACAAGGCUUUCGCGAAGUCAAUGGAGAAGAUGGGGAGAGUUAAAGUGAAGACGGGCUCAGCCGGUGUGAUCAGGACACGUUGUUCUGUUGCCGGUAGUUAGCUAGCCUGAUGGGAAAGUGGUGUAAUGUUGUAUCCUGUUUUUUUUUUAAUUGUGCCUUGUUGUUGUGUUUUGACUCUUGGGGGUAAAAGUGUUGUUAAUUUGAUUUUUAUGUCGUUUCAUUUGGGUUUAUGCACCCAAAAAAUUAUGUUUGUGGUUCUAUCAAAAUAUGAAUCAUAAUAAAAUUUACAAUAAUUUACAUUUUAAAUCUGGC
Molecule: messenger RNA, 1234 nt
Organism: Eruca vesicaria subsp. sativa (arugula)
Lineage: Eukaryota; Viridiplantae; Streptophyta; Magnoliopsida; Brassicales; Brassicaceae
Source: the annotation of a GenBank genome assembly